Molecule: messenger RNA, 2291 nt
Organism: Stomoxys calcitrans (stable fly)
Lineage: Eukaryota; Metazoa; Arthropoda; Insecta; Diptera; Muscidae
Product: ankyrin repeat domain-containing protein 54
Exons: 2
Coding region: 236-1171 (311 amino acids)
Molecular function (GO): protein binding
Source: RefSeq, a predicted model, not a curated record
AACAAAAUGAAUAAAUAGAAAAACAAGGAAGCAAAAAGAGGAAAAACACAAAAUAUACACAAAACAAAGUUUUUCUGUUUUUAUAUGCGAUUACGUUUCAUUCGCUAAUAAAAUUUUUAAUCAAUCGGCUACCUACCCAAUUGAAUACCUCUUUUGAGUUCGGACAUCAGUCAAAAUCGUCAAAAUUAAGAGCUAUAGAAAUCCAGCACAACCUGUCGACGAAGCUGAAGAGCUAAUGGCAGCUAAUGACUCAGGUGUGGACACAAGUAAUGAUAGCAAUGAUGGAGUUUCUGCCAGUAUAAUGAUAACGCCUCCACCAAUUAUGCCGCCCACGCCAACAUCUUCCCCCAAUACGCACGAGUGGCCCACUAUCAAUCCAAAUGCAUUCCACUCUGAAGAGCAUUUUGCAUUGCCUACCCUACCGCCACUGCCGUUGAAUUCCUCUUCGCAGUCUUCGGAUUUCAUGUCCAGCAUCAUCCAUCCGAGCACCCUGCCGUCUAGCAGUCACAAUUUUAAAAUGCGCCCACGAACAUGUAUUAAAAGCAGGCUGAGAUUCAGCUACAAUAACAUUUUUGCGGAGUCGGCAGGUCGUAAACUUCGGUAUGCGGCGUGUACCAAUAACAUAGAACUACUAACAAAGGUACUUGAGUCAGGCGCUAUACCGAAUGCGGCAGACGAAUACAAACGUAGCCCCUUACAUUUAGCCGCCUGUCGUGGUUACAUACAAAUCGUCCAACAACUUCUUAAAUUCGGGGCAAAUCCCAAUGUUGUCGACUCUUUGGGCAAUACACCACUACAUUUGGCUGUUAUAUCCGCGAGUUCCAACAAUUUUAAUGUUGUCGUACGUGUGCUGCUGCAGGGUGGUGCAAGCGUUCAUAUGUACGAUCGAAGCGGCAAAUCACCUUUAGAAUUGGCGGAGGCAAAGUUGAGGCUGCUGCGUACGCGAUACGAAAAUCCAACUCCAGAAACCAGUAAAAUUCUCGAAGAUAUGUGCAUGUUGACUGCACUAAUCCUAAGGUAUAUGGCUAAGCAGCAGCGCGAAUUAGAAGAUCUAUCGAAUUUAGAGAAACGCCUACAAAACUUAAGUACCCGCGAUGAUCAAGAACAGGUUGUUUCGCAGACCGCCGAUGAACUGUUGGCCAGCAUUGAAAGUCUUUCACUAAACAAAUAGAGAAGAAGAAGCAGAUUUAUUUGUUAUUGUGUACGACUGGAUGUCUAAAAGAAGAGACGAAGGGGAAGAGAUUUACUCGCAAUUUGUAAACAAUUCUUUGUCGUAAUUAUUGUUUUUGUUUCCUAAUUUCGCUGCCGUUUGAUAUAUUCUCUGUAUGAAGUAAAUGGCAUGGACAAAAGGCAAGAUAUUAUAUAACCAUAUACUCUUUUACUACAUGCUGACCAGAGACGUUAUCAAUUUGGAUUCAUAAGUUAAAUUUAUUGAUUUAUUUGUAGUUAAUAAGUGACCAAUGUUCUAUACUAUAAACAUACAAAUUUAUCCUACUUUACCUUUACCCUGAAAACACCAAAUUAUUAACAAAAACUAGUUUUUAUUUGAUUGUUAUAAGACGGAUUUCAAUUUAAGUAUGUACCACAGUGAAAUUUAUUUAUGCUUAAAAUUUACCAAAAAAAAAAAUCCGAAAGAUAAUUGUGGAGAAUUUGCAAAACUAUACAAAAUGUCAAAUUGGCAUAUCGUAUAACCAAAUGAAGAUAGCUAACUAUGAGAACUAAUUAACUGCAUAUUUUAGCAUCUCCCAUAAGAAAACAUACAUGUUUAUGAAUUUAUGCCGAUUCAAAACAUAACGGUAUGGCCCAAAACAAUCAAUCAAAUCAAUGUAAAGUUUUAUUCUUGUGUUCAUUUCAAGUUGUUCUUAAUUACUUUACUAAAGUACAAUGAUAUAGGGACAUGAAUACACAUGCAAAUUUAUUCCCAAAUAUAAAAUUGUAAAUUUUUUCUAAAACAAAAAAACAACAGAUACCAUUGAAUUUUGUUGAAAUAAUUUUCCUAGAUUGGAUGGAUGAUUUAAUUUUCUAGUUCUAUGUUCUCCGACCUCUCACGUAACAUGAUCUUCAAGCAAUCCUCAUAAUGAUCAAUGUUAAAAUGUUUGUACUCUCACUCACUCCAUUUGCAGAGUACUUUAUAUUUAAAGAUUAAGAUCAUUGAAUAUGUAUGUGUCUAUGAUUAAAAAAAAUUACUUAAUGAACAAAAACAUAGAUAUUUCUAUAAACUUUAACAACAUGAAAUCUAUUUCAAUCUACUGAGUGUGAAAAUAAAGGCAUUAGCCAUUAUAGUAAUCGUA